AUGCCGAUUCCUUCAACGUCUCAUCAACAAAUCAGCUGGAAUUUUCCGCCUUCAUCGCUCAAAAAUCAAGUGAGAGUUGCGGAAAAGCGGAAUCCGGAAAAAUCUGAAAAUCCCGACGAUUCAAAUCAUAUCUACGCCUGCUCAGAUGACACGUCAUAUUAUGCGGCUCCAAUUUUUCUCAACUCAUCGACAAUUCGAAAAUUGGGAGAAGCUGAAGAAGUGCCGAAAAAGCCGGCGCCUUGCCUAAGUCGACAAUCCACGUGUCGACCCACAAGCCAACUUUAUUUGCCGAGCAAAAAACGAAAAAAGUGA
This is a messenger RNA of Caenorhabditis angaria, 312 nucleotides long. NCBI's taxonomy places the organism in Eukaryota, Metazoa, Nematoda, Chromadorea, Rhabditida, Rhabditidae. The record is from the annotation of a GenBank genome assembly.